Drosophila biarmipes is the source of this 4486-nucleotide messenger RNA. Its product is annotated as protein fem-1 homolog CG6966. Bases 692 to 2692 code for a protein of 666 amino acids. The transcript has 5 exons. The record is from RefSeq and is a predicted model, not a curated record. Gene Ontology annotation, molecular function: protein binding. NCBI's taxonomy places the organism in Eukaryota, Metazoa, Arthropoda, Insecta, Diptera, Drosophilidae.
AAAUCACUCUAUUUUCCAAUCGCGAGCGGGACGGUUCAAACAGCGCGCCUCUUCGUGGCGAUUUCAAAGAGUUUCCUACCAAGUCGGUCGCUUCCUGGCUGUCGGACGAGUUUUCGAAGAACUCGGGAAGGGAUCUGAAUUGUGCUGAGCAGUGGAAAUCGCAGAAAGUGCCCCGUGUGGCUCUAGUAACCGCCUUAGAGAGCCAGAAUCGAGUCGAAUCGAAGCGCAAAGAAAAAAGUUUUCGUCUCCCGAGGCCCGAAAACCACACAACGGCGAAUGAAAAGUGCGCAAAAAGAUAUAUGUAACACGACGAUUGCCAGGAAGACACGGAAGCGAAGGCAAUAAAAAGUACGGCGAACGCAAUCGUUACAUAUUACUCAUUCGCUCGGUUGGAAAGUUCUUCUUUUGUGCAGAAAUCAGAAAAUCAGAAAAUCGACGACGACCACACAUCAAAAUAAAUUACUAGAAAAAAUAACCACAACAACAACAAAGCAUCCUCAAGAAUCUCGCUCCCCCUCUCUCUCACUCUCUCUCUCUCGCCCACUCUCCUCCCUUUCUCUUGACGAAGGCGGAGAAAGAAGCAAAGCGAGACAACAAAAUAAUCUCUUUUCGCCGCCAAACAACGAGGAAAAGCAUUAGUUUUCAGCGAGCGGGCUUCUGCGGCAUUUAUGCCAACUGAUUGACUCACAAAAUGGAUUACAAAUUCAUCGUUUUCAACGCGGCGAGGGACAACAAUUUGGCGCAAUUGAAGGCCACGCUAUACAACAAAAGCUCCGGCGAAGUGGGCAGCCUGAUCUCGGCGAAAGUGAACGGGGCCACCCCGCUGGUCAUCUCCUGCCGCAACGGACACUACGACAUUGUAGAAUACCUAUUGACAAAGUGCCGGGCGAACGUGGAGCAAGUGGGGUCGGUCAGCUUCGACGGGGAGCCCAUCGAGGAUGCCCCACCGCUGUGGUGCGCAGCGGCCGCCGGCCACCUCGGCAUCGUCAAGAUGCUCGUCCGCCGGGGGGCGAAUGUCAACAGCACCACCAGGACGAACUCGACCCCGCUGAGAGCCGCCUGCUUCGACGGACACUACGAGAUCGUCAAGUAUCUCGUGCACCACGGAGCGGACUUUGAGGUGGCGAACCGACACGGGCACACCUGCCUGAUGAUCGCCUGCUACAAGGGCCACUUCCGCAUCGCCCAGUAUCUGCUCUCUCUGAACGCGGACGUGAACCGCUGCAGCGUGAAGGGCAACACGGCGCUACACGACUGCGCCGAGUCGGGAUCCCUGCAGAUCCUCCAGCUGCUGCUCAAACACGGCGCCACCAUGGACGUGGACUUCUACGGAAUGACUCCGCUGCUGGCGGCCAGUGUCACCGGUCACAUGCCAAUCGUGGAGCACCUCAUCACAUUGCCCUGCGUGAGCAGGGAGUCGAGGAUUCACGCUCUGGAACUGCUGGGAGCCACGUAUGUGGACCGCAAGAGGGACAUGGCAGCGGCACUCACUCUGUGGCGUCGAGCGCUGGAGGAGCGUGCACUGGAGCCACCGCUGGAGAAGAAGGUUCAGGAACCAGUGCCGGCCUACGAGAUGGUUCGUGAGGUGACCAGCGUGGAGGAGCUGGAGGAGAUGGUGUUGGAUCCCGAUGAAAUGCGAAUGCAGGCUCUGGUCAUUAGGCAGCGCAUUCUAGGACCUACGCAUCCGGACACCAGCUACUACAUCCGAUUUAGGGGUGCCCACUAUGCGGACGCAGGUCGCUUUGACCGCUGCAUCGAACUCUGGUCCUACGCGCUGACCAUGCAGCAGAAGAUUCUGCAGCCUCUCAGCCCGAUGACGCAAUCCUCGUUGCUGUCCUUCGCCGAGCUCUUCAGCUUCAUGCUGGUGGAGGCGGGUCGCUUGCUGCCGAGAGGUCGAGUGGUUCCUCCAAUCGAGGCGGACGGCAUGCUGACCAUCUUCUACAAGGCUGUCAAGGAGGUGGAGCGAGGUCAGGCCUUCACGCUGGAGCAGCAGAAGGACCAGCAGCAACCGCAGAAGCAGCUGCCGGCAGCUGACAAGUCGCCAUCUUGCUCGGCUUCCUCAUCCUCAUCCGCAUCUUCCUCCUCCUCAACGACGCUGAUUUCGGCGCAUCAGCACGAUUGUAACCACGAUCCGAAUGCCCUGAGUCGCACCAUGAUAAGUGCCAUUCACAUAGGCUGUCUGCUGAGCUCCCUGCUGGACACGGACGCCCUUACUCCGGAGAUGCGUCGCCAGGUGAUGGGCGCCCUGUACCGCCUGAAUCGCUUGAAGGUGCGCGUUCGGUUCGACCGGACCGCUCUGCACUACGCCUGCUAUCGGGAGGGCACGCUGGCCGGUCGCUAUCCCUCCUGCCAGUUCCCCUCGGUGACGCUGGCGAAGGCCCUGCUGGAGGUGGGAGCGGAUCCGAAUGCCAUCGACGAGGCGGGCAACACGCCUCUCCACCUGGCCACCAUGCAGCCCUAUGUGGAGCCACUGUCGCACAUCCUGCUGGAGGGCGGAGCGCAUUUGGACACCAAAAACUAUGCUGGCGAGACGUUUGAGAGCCUGCUGGCCCCCACGCCCAUGCAUAAGAUCAUCGACCCGAUGAAGUACACAACGCUGGCGUGCCUGGCUGCAAGGACGAUCAAGAAGCAUGACAUCCGCUACGAAGGAACCGUGCCAGCCACUCUGUACGAGUUCAUCGAGCUGCACUAGAGACGAGGAUCGGGACGAGGACUGGACGAGAGUCAAGCACUCAAUUCACUCAAUCACUCACUCGAGCAACCGAUCAGCCGAUCAACCGCCUGCCCGCCCGCCAUCCACACAAGCAUCCAUUAAAUACUACUACUAUGACUACCGUCUAUUUACUGUAUAUUUAGAGAUGGAGAGAGAGUUCGAAACUAUGCUGAAUGAAGGAGAAGUGAAAGUGAAACUGAAACUGAAACUGAAACUGGACGAGAUCGUUACUAACGACUGGAAAUGGAAACUGAUUUGUGAUGUUAGCAAGCGAAGUGCCUGAAUCGACGGAUCAGGACGAUAACUACAACUGACAACGAUAACAAAACAGAAGCCAACAGAAAGGAAAAUCAGGCAGACAACCGAAGCAACGCAAUGAAAAGUUCUAGAAGAGAUGAUUUGCUGUCUUUGAAUUUUGCUUGCGAAAUGUGUUGAAAGUUUCUUUUUAAUUAUGUGUUCUUGCUACUCUAUUUUGUAUGACUUAUGAUUAAAAUAAUAUUGUAUGUACUUGUACUAUAAAUAUGACCAAAAGCCUGGGCGUGAUUGAGCAGUUUAAUUUUAAUUAUCUGGCCCACAGCCGGUGACUCCUCAACGCUGCUUCAAUCAGGCCCAAGCCACGGAAAAUCCAAAAACCACAAUACCUAUAAAAAAAUCACAAAAAAACACCGGCCACCACCACAACUCACGUCUUAGUGAUGCGUUUGUUUAUAAACGAGAAAACGAAGUUUUGGAAAUAUACACACUGUAAUUAACAACAAUAAUCAACCACUGGUUUAUACCUGGAACUAAACGUACUAAACCCAAAGCAACAUAGCACUUACCUAAAGAACCCAAAUGCAAAACCAUAAUAUACGAUAUCUAUAUGUGUAUAUAUUAGCGUGUUCCAAUCCCAGGCAUGGGGCUUUGGAAUAUGUGCUUAGUUUGCUUAUCGGAGGAUUUUAAACGCAGAAGCAGCAUUGAAGUGCAUGGUAAAAUACACUGGUGGCUAGAAAAAUAUGUUGUUAAAAUUGGUUGAAUUUUUUAUUUUACUUCAUUUUAAAGAAAAUUGAGAUCGACAUAUUUAGCAAAUUAACUAUGUUUGUUAUACAAAUAUUAUAGAAAUCUAGUUUAUAAUGUAAUUAGAACCCGCCUGCUUUAGCUCUAGAACAGCUAAAUAUUCAUAUUUCAACGGGUAUAUAAAUAAUUGUGAGAUGGCUAUUAACUUAAGUCGGAAAAUCAAGGCCGUUUCCACUUUUCUAGCCACCAGUGUGUAGUGACAUGCAGUUCAAUGUCCAUACAUAGGGCAAAUGCAAACGUAUAAUUAUUGUAUCUAUGCUAAGCCAUGCAAAUGCGAAAUCGCAACCCUAGCCAUGUAAGUCUUUCCAGCGGAUAAAGUCGAACUUGGCUCCAUGAAAACCACGAUUGUUAAUGGAGAGCAGGCUUUACUCUGGGAAUGUAUUUGGUUAAUAAGACUGUGCAACAAAACGCUGAUCAUUUUGUUAACAAAAUAUGUUAAAGUUCAGUUUGUUUCAAAAAAAUUGGUUGACUUAAAAUUUGAAAUGGAAAAAAAUAAUUGCUUACUUUAAAAACAAGUAACUUUCCUUCUUAUUUUGAAAACUGGUGAGCAAUUCGAAAAAUCUUUUGUUGCACAGUGUUUAAAGCUUUCGCUGAAGAAUGUGUUUGAUUGCCUGUCUUUGAAUUGUCUGUAUGUAUGUAUGUAAAACCUUAAUCUAAAGAAUAUUUUCGAGACAGAAAUAAAACUGAUAACUAUUUUAAAUAAAGAGUAUAAAAGCA